This is a messenger RNA of Botrytis byssoidea, 1578 nucleotides long. RefSeq lists its product as uncharacterized. The transcript has 6 exons. Lineage: Eukaryota; Fungi; Ascomycota; Leotiomycetes; Helotiales; Sclerotiniaceae. Bases 1 to 1578 code for a protein of 525 amino acids. Gene Ontology annotation, biological process: transmembrane transport. The record is from RefSeq and is a predicted model, not a curated record. Gene Ontology annotation, cellular component: membrane. Gene Ontology annotation, molecular function: transmembrane transporter activity.
AUGAAUGUCCCAAAGCUUGACGAUAUUUCAUCGUCCAAUGUCACCAUCUACGAGUCGGAUAUAAUUCCUAACGCAACAACGUGUCAAGAUGACGGUGAAAAUCACGAUAUGCGCCGUAAAUUCACUCUCUGGUCAAUACUGGGGGAAGGUUUCUCUCUCACAAACUCAUGGUUUGGGAUUUCGAGUGCUUUAAUCACAGGUAUAGAUUCUGGUGGCCCUGCCCUGUUUGUGUAUGGAAUACCCCUUGUUGCAUUCGUGAGCGUUUUUGUAGGAUGCUCGUUAUCAGAAUUGGCAAGUGCAAUGCCAAAUGCUGCAGGACAACAUUUUUGGGUUAUGGAACUGGCUCCCAAGAAAUAUGCCAGGCCUUUGUCAUUUGUGACUGGAUACUGUGCAUGGGCUGGGUCCCUAUUUGCAUCAGCUAGUGUAUCAUUAGCAGUUGCAUCAGCAGCAGUUGGAUGUUGGCAAUUGAAUCACUCGGAUUUUAUUAUUCAUGAAUUGCACAUCUUUAUUGCAUAUCAAGUAGUCAAUCUAUUUACUUUCCUAUUCAAUUGUUACGGUAGAAUUUUGCCGACACUUGGGACCAUUACUCUUUAUAUGUCUUUAAUAUCCUUUGGGAUUAUUCUUUUUUUUGUGCCAUCACAAGCCCCAACGCAUCAAGACAUUAAAUUUGUCUUUGCAACCUUCAUUAACAAUACAGGUUGGUCAAACAAUGGUAUUGCUUUUAUUGUCGGCCUCGUAAACGCAAAUUGGGCAUUUUCUUGUCUUGAUAGCGCUGUGCACCUAGCAGAAGAAGCUCAUCAACCAGAAGUAGUAAUCCCAAUUUCAAUCAUGGCUACCAUAGCAAUUGGAUUCACGACUGCAUGGUUUUUCGUUAUUGCGAUGUUCUUCAGUCUCAACAACUUUGAUGCGGUUGUUGGAACACUUACAAAAGUGCCGAUUCUGGAAUUGUUCUAUCAGUCAGUCGGAAAUCGAUCUGCUGCAAUAUUCCUCGAGUCUCUUAUCAUGGCAACUGGAAUUGGUUGUCUGAUUGCAUGCCAUACUUUGCAAUCCCGGCUUUGCUGGACUUUUGCUCGAGAUGGAGGUGUUCCGUUUCACCGAUCUCUAGCCAAGAUUAAUUCCACUUUAGAUGUCCCGUUUCGAGCACAUGCCAUGAGCGCAACAGUCGUCACUAUACUUGGAUGUUUGUAUCUACUAUCAACAACUGCUUUCAAUAGCAUGAUCAUUGGCUGUAUUGUCCUCCCAUAUACAUCUUACAGCAUCCCUCUUCUAUGCUUGCUUCAUAAAGGUCGCGACAAAAUCUCACAUGGACCCUUUUGGCUUGGUAAGUUUGGCUAUAUUGCCAACCUAGUGACAAUCGUUUGGACAUUAUUUGCACUCAUCAUGUUCUCAUUUCCAAUAAAUCUUCCGGUGACAGCAUCUAAUAUGAAUUACAUCAGUGUCAUAUACUGUGUUUUAGCUUGUAUCAUUGGCAUUGAUUGGAUUUGUCGAGGUCGAUUACAGUAUCGAUACAAAUCCUACGAAGAGUCGCAAACGGAUUAUGAGAGUGAGGAGUCACUGUUACACAAUCAUUCCUCAUAG